This is a messenger RNA of Rotaria sp. Silwood1, 1455 nucleotides long. Lineage: Eukaryota; Metazoa; Rotifera; Eurotatoria; Philodinida; Philodinidae. The record is from the annotation of a GenBank genome assembly.
AUGCUUGAUUAUACACAAGAAGCAGGCUGGUCACCGACAUUAACACCAUCAUCAUCAAGAAUAAAUUUAUCUAUCAGUGGUCAAUUACAAUCUUAUUGUGAUUUAAUAUAUCAUCAUAAAUUAUAUGUUGAACAUUUUACAGCAAUAACAACACAUUAUCAAUUAUUAUUAUUAUUUUUUAUUUUAUCUUAUACAUCAUACAUCAGUUGCAAGUCAUUUAUUCGUUUGUGAAGGAAUACAUUUAUAUGAAAGUGGUCUUAUAUUAGUUUUAUUAAUUGAACAAUUUCUUCCAUUACCAUUAAAUAAACAAUUAUGACCUAAAUAUAUACCAUAAAUUUUAUAAAUAUUAUCAAUAACAAUAUCAAUCGAUAUUAUUAAAGAAGAUUUUAAUAAUCUUAAUUGUCCUAUAGAUAUAACAAGAAAAAUUUAUGAACAAAUACUUAAAAAUCUAACUUAUAAAAAAUGAUUACCAUUUAUGAUGUCACCGGUAUAUUUUAGUUUAAUUUAUCUAAAUAAAUAAAUAAAUAUGUAUAAUAAAAAUUUUAAUCCAAUUAAAAGAAAUUUUUUUGUUUUUACUUUGACAUUGUUUAUAUGCUAGUAAUAGAUGAUACUUUUGAAUAAUUCAAAACUUCGAAAAAUAUUUUGAAAUAGAAAAUAUGCAGAAUUUCAGGUAAUACAAAUCGUAAAGGAAAGCAUUUAAGCUACAUUAGUACAAUGACCGAAUAAUUCCUCUCGAAUCUUAUUGAUCAAGUUCUCAGUCGUGCUAUUUGUACUGUUACAAUUAAAGAAAACGACGUCUUUCUAAUAUUAUAUUUCGAAAUAAAUUGCAUUCGAGAAUUUCGAUAAACUUUCUAUAAUUUUGAACUCGUGAACUCCGAAAACGAAUUGGAUUUUUUCCACAGCAUUAAAUUUUUAGGAUGAUUCUUAUAGUAAAUGAAAAUUGAUUUGAGAAAAUACGAAACAAUAUAAAUCUGUUCUUUGUUUGGUUUCCUAGGAUUUUGUAUAGUUAUGUUAAAUGAAACAAAUUAAAAUGACAUUGAACCAACACCUAAUACAAUUUAUAAAAAAGUCUUUUAUCAUGCUUCUAAUAAUCAACCGUAUUCAAUUGCAUUCAUAGAUUCUAUAUCAAUAUAUUUUGAUAAAAUACAAAAUCAUGUUGAAUUAACAUGUCAAUUUUCAACAGGUGAUAUACGUGAUUUAUUACGUUUUAUAAUAUUUAUAUCAGAAAUAAUUUAUGUAAAUAUAUUUCAAAAAAAAAAUCAUUUCUUAGUUGUGAAAGAGAUCAAAUAAUAUCAUGUUGUACAUUAUCGAAAACACUAUUAUGAAUAUUUGAAUAUCUUUAUCAACGAGAUGGUUUAACUAUAUCAAAUAUAUUAUAAUCAUAUUUAAAGGACGAGUGGCGGUAAGACCAUUUUUCAUUCCCUAAUAUUUUUGAAAAAAAAUUGUAUGGUUAGA